GGCCAGUGGCCACUUGGGCACUUCGAGCCAGACCCGACAAGGUUCCUAUUGUGCUACAACUACUAUCGCCCACGUCUAUCCGACUUUGCCCUUGAGCGCUUCACGAGCCCGUCACGACCUUUUGCAUCACCGCCAACCAGCACCACUCUGGGCGCCACCUCUACGCAGUCACCAAGCCAUCGAUUUUACUCCAGCGUUCACGAUGUGGAUUGUCAACUGGUUCUGGGACGUUCUGUCCAGCCUUGGACUCAUGAACAAGCAUGCGAAGCUGCUGUUCCUCGGCCUUGACAACGCCGGCAAGACCACACUGCUGCACAUGCUGAAGAACGACAGAGUCGCCAUCCUGCAGCCCACUCUGCACCCUACAUCUGAGGAGCUUGCCAUCGGCAACGUCCGCUUCACCACCUUCGACUUGGGUGGUCACCAGCAAGCCCGCCGCCUGUGGAAGGACUACUUCCCUGAGGUCAACGGCAUCGUCUUCCUCGUCGAUGCCAAGGACCACGAGCGCUUUGUCGAAUCCAAGGCCGAGCUCGACGCUCUCCUCGCGAUGGAGGAGCUUUCCAAGGUGCCCUUCGUCAUCCUCGGCAACAAGAUUGACCACCCCGAUGCCGUCUCCGAGGACGAGCUCCGCCACCAGCUCGGCAUGUACCAGACUACGGGCAAGGGCAAGGUCCCCUUGGAGGGAAUCAGGCCCAUCGAGGUCUUUAUGUGCUCUGUCGUCAUGAGACAGGGAUACGGUGACGGUAUCCGCUGGCUCUCGCAGUACGUCUAGGGGACCUGCCUCUAGGCGAGCUGCCAAAGCAACGACCACGUACAGCAGGACGCGUGGGGGGAAGAGGAGGACGGGGAAGCGGCCAUCCAAGGAAACGCGAGGUCGAUAUAAUGAGAGACGUGAAGCCAAACGACAUAGCGACGUUGAUCGUCUCGCAGUGAGGAUUUGUACUUUUGUUCAUGGAGUCACGGGUAGAGGAUACUGAUUCAAUACAAGCUCCCUGUUAUACGCUCAUGGAGAGUCUGCCUAUUUU
This is a messenger RNA of Microdochium trichocladiopsis, 1025 nucleotides long. RefSeq names its product ADP-ribosylation factor family-domain-containing protein. Gene Ontology annotation, molecular function: GTPase activity; GTP binding. Gene Ontology annotation, biological process: intracellular protein transport; endoplasmic reticulum to Golgi vesicle-mediated transport; vesicle organization. Lineage: Eukaryota; Fungi; Ascomycota; Sordariomycetes; Xylariales; Microdochiaceae. The coding region runs from base 203 to 772 and encodes 189 amino acids. Gene Ontology annotation, cellular component: COPII vesicle coat; endoplasmic reticulum exit site. The record is from RefSeq and is a predicted model, not a curated record. The transcript has 5 exons.